AUGAUCGAGAGCCAUGCCGCAUCCAUGAGAAGCGACGAUCCUGGUCUGGAUUUAUUGCGAAAAGGCAUAGUGAGCCUGUCUACCACCUUCUUCGGUAGCCAGCAUCGACAGGGCAAUAUCACGACCAAAGGCUAUCAACAGUACGGUCAGGUGCUGCGGCAGCUCAAUUCACAUCUUGCUCGUACAGAGCUCCAGACGACGAACGAAACAUUACUUACGUCACUGUCUUGCAUGCUUCUCGAGAUCUUUUUACCUACUGGACCAACGAACUUUCUGAAACACCUGCGAGGUCUCGACGCCAUUGCGAUGCUACGAGGCCCGCCCAAGGAGUCUGAAGGUAUCAACGCUAUCAUAUUUCGGGGCCUUCGCAUUCUUUCCAUCGUUGGGGCACUUGCGGAAUCCAGGCCCUCCAUAUACGCGACCGAGGAAUGGAAGCGAAUUCCGUCUGCACAUUCCAACGAGUCAGGACUCUUUCAACACCACGUUUUCUCCAUCUUGGCUGACUGUACCCGCCUCAUCAGCCAGCGGAAUGCUCUACUGCACUCAAAAGCAUGUCCAGAGAGCUUUGAAUCCUUGCUUAUCGAAGUGGAGGAUGUGCUUAAUGAGUUGGAAGCGCUACGUCCGUUCUGGGACGUCUUGAACCGGAAUCAACUAGCUGGAACGACUGAGCGAUCUGACAUGGCGAAGACACUGGGAGUGGCCAACCACGUUUCUGCAACAGCAUUGAUGCUUUACAACACCGCAUACAUAUGCAUCAUUCAGAUCAAAGAUUCAUUGUCUCCAUCGCCUGUCAACACCGCACUGCGAAACGCCGCCGCGAUGAAAAUCGCCAAAUGCCUGGAGUUGAAAGAGUACGAGCAGCGGGAAGGUGCACCGCAAUCCAAUACCAUAGCCUUUGUAGCUAUCAAGGUAGCCUGGCAAGCUUUGGGUGGGUUCAACUCACCGGAAGGACAGCGCUUAGCACAUACUGUCAAGUCUGCCACCAAUUCCGUCUUCGCACGAGGAUCUACGCUUUCUGAUGCGUCGCACUUUGCCCAUUAUGUUGAAGAGUCGCUAUUCACCAAAUUCCUUGGUAGGAUACCUCUUAUAGCACCGGAUGGCACGGCGUGUGUUGGCAACGAAUUCGGCUUGUGGCCUGAUGGGCCUCCAGGGGUCAUCGAGUUCAGCAUGCAACAGCUAAGCACGCCCUCCGAGUUCUUUUCAGAGACCACACUCGCGCCGCUCUAG
Molecule: messenger RNA, 1227 nt
Organism: Alternaria conjuncta
Lineage: Eukaryota; Fungi; Ascomycota; Dothideomycetes; Pleosporales; Pleosporaceae
Exons: 1
Coding region: 1-1227 (408 amino acids)
Source: RefSeq, a predicted model, not a curated record